Messenger RNA from Guillardia theta CCMP2712, 1074 nucleotides. RefSeq lists its product as hypothetical. Lineage: Eukaryota; Cryptophyceae; Pyrenomonadales; Geminigeraceae. The transcript is spliced from 13 exons. The coding region runs from base 1 to 1074 and encodes 357 amino acids. The record is from RefSeq and is a predicted model, not a curated record.
AUGAACGUCGUGCGGCCGAGGAUGAGGAUGAAGAUGGCGGGGAGGGCGACGGCCAGGCCGCAGAGCAUCGCCAUCGUGUCAGACAGGCGUCUGCACCGCGGCUGCCGAACUUGCCGAAGCAGAUGGAAGGAUGGACAAAGAUCGAAGCGCAAGGCUGUUCUCAGUGAGGAAGACACGUCAUCCCGAGGUUCUCUCAAGGAUGGCUCACAGACGGAACGUGCCCGCACGAGCCACGUAGAAGCCUCAAGAUCGAAGUUCAUGCUGGCCAAACUCGCUCCAAAUGCCGUAAACAAUCGCAGGCCGUCGACUGAGUCAGUGACGGCGAAGCCACCUGCCUGCUCCUCUCAGGGCGAGCAAGCGUGGGAAGCCAAGGAUGCAAAGCUGCCGGACUCAGCAAGAUCAACAGAAAGAUUCGAAGACAAGGAGCAGAGAUCACAUCAGGAGCGCAGGAGUUCAUAUCGGAGCUCUACCAUGAACGCCGUGCAAGUUGACUGUCUGAAGACGUCGACAACUUUGUCGCGGUCGGCUGACAGGGAUGGAGGCAAGGCUGAGAGCAGGAGACCUUCAGUUGAGGGUCUUCAGCUCAGCAACGCGACAGACUUUGAAAGGAGAAACUCAAUCGAAGUCACGAUAGGGACAGGGGCCGUGGAAACGAACUACGAGGCUAGCGUGCGCGAAGCAAGCAACGGAGAGCUGUCGUGUACCGAUCAUGAGCAGCAGAAACGAUGGCAAGAGGGAGAAGAUGGGCAGCAAGUGUCCGUGAGCUUCGUCCUUCCACAGAAAGAUCCCCAGAUAGAUCAAGGAGAGCAUCGCAGGCACAAAGUCGCCGCCACCGACAAUACGAAAGAGUUUCCUUCUGAGCAGGACCUCAACAAGCGCUCUUCCUCGCCCAAGGCAGCAACGAGAAUCUGUCCUGAGAGGUCAAAGCAAGAACGCCCAUUUGACAUGCGAUCCAUCAACGAAAAUUUCUUCCAUGCGCCGAUCAAACUAGGACCAGAGCCAAUCAGCUCGUUACAGAUUUCUUCCUUCAUCAAACCACCCAAACAGGAGCCGAGCAGCCUGGAGCUCACGUGA